AUCUAAUAAUGUAUUUGGAGGUUGAAGUUCUUUCUACAGUUAUUUCUACACAGAGACACACAGUAUCCAUAAUUCCUUAUGGCCAAAGCCGAAGGCAUGUCAAACGCCGUCUUGAAUGGCCUCGCCGGAGCUAGUGGAGGUAUCAUUGCUCAGAUCAUCACUUACCCACUCCAAACGGUGAAUACGCGGCAACAAACAGAGAGAAUUGCGAAGAAAGCUAGGGUUUUGAUUCCUCCCGAUCGUAGUCGUGCUACCACUGCAGGCGGUACGAUUGUGCAAAUCCUUCAGGUGAUAAGAAGUGAAGGGUUGGGAGGACUUUACAGUGGCUUGAGGCCUUCUCUGUUUGGAACUGCUGCUUCAAUGGAUCUGGUGUCGAAACGGACAAUUGGCAGUGGGCAUGAAGUGGACGGUUUAUACUUGUUGGAUGCUCCUUUGUCACCUCAGGGCAUUUAUUAUUAUUUUUAUCAGGUCUUCAAAAACAAGGCUGAGGCAAUUGCGGUUGCCCGUAGAAAAAAAGGACGUGGAGAUGGUACUGUUGGCAUAUUUUCUUGGCUUCUUGUGGCUGCUAUUGCCGGGUCCGUCAACGUAUUGCUUACAAAUCCAAUAUGGGUUCUUGUGACUCGUAUGCAGACACAUACUCAAGCAGAAAGAAAAAUUAUGGAGGCAAAAAGGGAGGCUCUAUUAAGGGAAGCUUCUGAAAACAGUUUGAUGGAAUCUACUUUGCAAGACAAAUUGGAUGAACUUGAUUCAACAAAGCCUCAUCCCUAUGGAACAUUGCAUGCGGCACGCGAAGUUUAUAAAGAAGCAGGAAUUACUGGAUUCUGGAAAGGCAUCAUCCCAACACUUAUCAUGGUGUGCAAUCCAUCCAUCCAGUUCAUGAUUUACGAGACCUCGUUAAAGCAUCUGAGAGUUAAACGUGCUACAAUCAAACAGGGAAUGAAAGAUGUAACUGCUACUGAGGUUUUCUUAUUAGGGGCACUGGCAAAACUGGGUGCGACUGUCUCAACAUACCCCUUGUUAGUUGUUAAGUCAAGGCUUCAAGCAAAACAGGAAAUUGGUGGAAACACGUCAUUAAGAUAUUCAGGUACUCUUGAUGCAAUUUUUAAGAUGAUCCGGUAUGAAGGAUUGCGUAGCUUUUACAAAGGGAUGAGCACAAAGAUAGUACAGAGUGUUUUUGCAGCUUCUGUACUUUUCAUGGUUAAAGAGGAGUUUGUCAAAGCUUAUUUGGUUUUAGCAGAUAAGAGCCAGAAAUUUCUUUUGAAUGUGGUGAAAUGAUCUCUGAAAAAUGUAUCGAGAGUUUUUGUAAAAAGCUGCUAUAGAAAUUUGCUCUUCAUAGUAAAUGAUGAUGUGAUGCCCAUAUUAUGUGGUGACUUUAUGUUGAAAAGGAAAGAUUUGGUAGUAAUAUUACCAAAUAUUAUUAACUGUAAAUAUAAUAUUUGGAGGAUAUUUGCUGUAAAUAGAAUAUUGGUCAAAUGCUAUAAAUUAGGAAAUUAUUAAUUAGGUCAACUAGUUAUGUGCGUGUAUUCUCUCCUAUAAAGAGAAUCCGUGUAAACUUAUGAAUUGUGUGCUAAUACAGAGAAAAAGUUUAUUUCA
Messenger RNA from Cornus florida, 1593 nucleotides. RefSeq names its product peroxisomal nicotinamide adenine dinucleotide carrier-like. Gene Ontology annotation, biological process: nucleotide transport; transmembrane transport. Lineage: Eukaryota; Viridiplantae; Streptophyta; Magnoliopsida; Cornales; Cornaceae. The record is from RefSeq and is a predicted model, not a curated record. The transcript is spliced from 12 exons. Bases 79 to 1275 code for a protein of 398 amino acids.